AUCGCUAUCCCAUUCUCGCCAUUUUGAGCAGUGUGUGUGUGAGAAAAGGGGAGCCCUUUCUUCUUACUGUUUUAGAAUACAUGGAAAGUUUAAUUGCUGAGGCCAAAGAUCGCUGAGAAUACCCGCAUCAGUAUGGAGGACAGCAGUGGUGUGGCAGUCCUCAUCCCCCACGCCAGGGGCCAGCAGGACGCAGUCUUCAUCCCAGACCGGAUGGCAGCAUCUAUGGCCUCGUGCCUCCAGGGGAGUGAGGAUGAGCAGGCGAGGCAGCAGCCAGAGCAGCAGCAGCAGCACCAUCGGCAAGCUGCUGACUCUCUCAUCCAGGUCAUCGAGAAGCUCAGCAAGAUCGUGGAGAAGCGGCCGCGGCGUUGGAUCCCUGGCAGGAAGAGGUUGCCGCUGGCCCGCUGCGUCUCGCCACCUGCCAGUCCCACCAGCCAGAGGGAGGCCAGCCCCGAGCCGCCGUCCCCCUGCAAGAGGGUGCGCCAGGAGGAGGCGGAGGAGGCUGAUGGUGCGGAGGCGGGUCACACGGCCGGCUCGGAGGAGGUGGUGCCAAGCGAGGCGGUCGGCCGGACAGUGACCUGCUACCAGUGCAGCCUGUGCCGCUUCCUGUCGCCCACGCUGGUGGUGCUGCGCGAGCACCUGCGCCAGCACAACGAGCAGCACAGCGAGCUGCUGCUCAUGUGCUCCGAGUGCCGCUUCACCUCCAGCCGCCAGGACCAGCUGGAGGCGCACGUGCGCCAGCACCUGGAGCGCGCCGAGGCCGCGGCCAGGCCCGCAGGAGGGACGGAGCCUUCCGGAAGGGCCGCGGAGGACUCGGCGCCUGGCCCGGCCGAGCGCGGGAACAAGUGGUACAGCUACGAGUGCGGCACGUACCGCUGCCUGAUCUGCAGCUACACGUGCGUGCAGCAGCGCAUGCUCAAGACUCACGCUUGGAAGCACGCCGGCCUGGUGGACUGCUCUUACCCAAUAUUCGAAGAUGAGGCGGAGCAGCAAGGCCGGCGGGAUGCUCCCGUAGCUCCAACGGCCAAUUACAGCGCUGCCCUUCCUCACCUCGAGGAGGAGGAGGAGGAGGAGGAGGAGGCCAUCGUGCUUCUAGCUGCAGUAGGAGAGAAGCCCCAGGCCCUGCACUCAGCACCUGACCUGCAGAUUGAACUGUGUGGCUCCGUGGGAGCACUUUGUGGGGAAGGGGAGAAGGUGGCUGGGGUGGUCGCAGUCAAACAGAGUCUCCUGGACCAGGAGGCGUUCUCCUCCAAAGACCACGAUGCGGCGGGGGAGCCAGUCCUGGAGGUCCAGGUCGCCACGGACACGGAGCCGGCGGCCGAGGUGGAGCUGGAGCCGGACGGGCGGCAGGCGGGCGGCGCACCUGCGGACAGCCUCCUGAGCUCGGCCCAGAAGAUCAUCAGCAGCCGCGGCAACAGCGCCGGCCACGUGAACGUCAUCGUGGAGAGGCUGCCCUGCGCCGAGGCGCCAGUCACCAGCAAGCCCCUCCUCCUCAGUCCGGAGGUGGGCGGCGAUAAGAACCUGCUGGCGGCCGAGGAGGUGGAGUUGGACAGCCAGCCCCACGCAGUCUUCUACCAGGAGCCGGAGGAGGUGGUGAUGGACGUUAAGGAGGAGCAGCAGCAGGAGGAGGAGGAGGAGAAGGAGAGCGGCUGUGCGGUGGAGCUGCCCCGCGAUGAGAACGUGCCCCCGGCCCGCAGGAGGACUCACUCGGAGUCUCUGAGGCUGCACUCACUGGCCGCAGAGGUGCUGGUCGCCAUGCCCACCCGCGCCCCAGAACUGAGCCGGCCAGGGGUCAAGGUCACGGCGGCCCCACACCCGCAGAGUCCCGACACGGGCCAGCGUCCGACGGAGACGCUGACGGUCGCCAAUCACCACCACAGAACAGGCCCUUCCGUGGAACUGGCCCUGGGGGUGGCCGUUCCCGACUCACUGCUCGAGCAGCCUAGAGAGGACGCCCUGGCCGAGGGGGGGCCCACGAAGGCAGGCAUCAGCAUGUCCCUGCUGACGGUCAUCGAGCGGCUCCGCGAGCGCUCCGACCAGAACGCCUCGGACGAGGACAUCCUCAAAGAGCUGCAGGACAACGCUCAGAGCCAGCCUGCAGGCUCAGCGUCCGGAGCGGCCAGCGCGGGCCCAGGCGGCGGCGGCGGUGGCGCCACCGUGGCUGAUCCCGCCCUGCUAGCCGAGGGGGGCCUGGUGGAGUUCGUGGCGGGCAGCGAGCGGCCGUACCGCUGCCGGCUGUGCCUCUACAGCAGCGACAACAAGGGCUACCUCAAGCAGCACCUGCGCGUGCACAGGCAGAAGCAGCCCUACCAGUGCCCCAUCUGUGAGCACGUGGCGCGCGACAGUAAGGACCUGGAGAGCCACACCCUCCACCACUGCAAGACCAGGACGUACCCCUGCAAGCAGUGCAGCAAGGCCUUCUACUACAAGAGUCAGCUGAGGAGUCACGAGCGAGACCAGCACGGGGUGGGCGACGCCACGGCAACGCUGACGCCCCUCGCGGAAACCACGGCGAUGGUGGUCGAGGAGUCGGACAGGACAACAGAAGAAGUGCCAGAUCCAGUCAGCACCACCCAGCGGGUGUACAAGUGUGACGUGUGUGACUACACCAGCUCCACCUAUGUGGGCGUCAGGAACCACCGCAGGAUCCACAACUCAGAUAAGCCCUACAGGUGCUGCAGCUGUGACUUUGCCACCACCAACAUGAACAGCCUGAAGAGCCACAUGAAGAGGCACCCUUUGGAGCACCAGGCUGUGCAGCUCCUGGAGCAAUACAGGUGCUCCCUGUGUGGCUACGUGUGCAGCCACCCUCCGUCCUUGAAGUCGCAUAUGUGGAAGCAUGCUGGUGAUCAGAACUACAACUACGAGCAAGUGAACAAGGCCAUUAAUGAAGCCAUCUCCCAGAGUGGCCGUUCUCCCACUGCCAGCCAGAAGGCGCCUGCGGUGGCAGAGCCCAAGGCCGAGGCAUCUGUGGUGCUGCUGAGCAGGCAGGAGAACCUCACAGCGGUACCCAGUGGACCAGCGCGGCCAGCCAUCCCCGGGGAGGGCACCGCGGGCUCGUGCGCGUGGGAACGGUCGGAGGGAGGCGGAGGUGGCGGCGGUGGCAGCAGCAGCAGCAGCACGCUCCCACCAGCCGCCAAGGAGAGGGCGGGCCUGGAGUACUGCAUGCUGCUCUUCUGCUGCUGCAUCUGCGGCUUCGAGUCCACCAGCAAGGAGCAGCUGCUGGAGCACAUGAAGGAGCACGAGGGAGACAUCAUCAGCAUCAUCCUCAACAAGGAGCAGCAGCAGCAGCAGCAGCCUCCGUCGCUGCCAGCAGAGGGCAGUGUAGAGCCAUGAGAGAGCGCACUGCCUCUCUGCCUCACCUUUCUGUCUCUUUCCCGCUCCCCCUCACUUGUUUAUCUGUCUGUCUGUUUGUCUCUAUCCCCACACACUGGAGAGCCAGUAAAUGCUUCACACUGAGCCAGUGCACUUUACUCACACACAGAGACACACAUUCAUGCAUACAUAUCAGGCGAUCAACAUUCUAGGCUGGGAAAUGGGUUGUGUUGUUUUUCCUCAAAAUGGCCUCCCAGUUCCCCCAUCCAUUUCUCCUCACCAUGCCUUUCCUGUUCAGAAGAUGGCCUCCACCUCCCCCUUGUGCAUGAACUCAAGAAAGGGUUUUAGCGGAAACAAAAAGAAUCCUCAGAUAGCGUUGUAGUGUUUACAAGCGUAGGCUUUGUUGUACAAUAGCUGAAGUAGGAAUUUAAUUUAAGGCCUUUCAUACCUCACAUCUAGACUCAGCAUAAAUGAGCAGCUUUGCUUAGAAAAGGUUUGUAUUGCAGCAAACAACAGGCAGCUUCUCUAGUUCACUGUAAUGGUAUUUAUGCUGACAUGGUUUAGAUGUACUGGCCAUGCUAGCCAUGUCAAAGAGGAGUAGAUUAGAUGCCUGGGUUACGGUUUGUUUAAUCGGUUUUACUUGCAUUGAUAUUUAUCCAUUUUAUUUAUAUUCCCGCAUUUAUUUCCGUUAUGUCUGUUGGCAUGCACCUGUGUGCUUUUACAUAAAUACGCACACACACACCUUCACACACGCACACACAUAGUGUAUACAUACUCAAGGAAGCAUCUUCACCUUUAUGAAGGGUUGAAGUUAUUCUUUGUUUGGUGCUCUUAAAUGUUAGCCCUCUGUGAAGACUGUUCCUGAGUUGAAGGUCAGUUUGAGGGAUGAGUUCUCAACCUCAGUCACGCCAGUAAAAUGCUGUGUAGUUGAAGUCCGUUGCCAUCUGCCGUUGCUGUCUUUUAAGACGCCACUCUUAGAUUGUUUCUAUGGUCAUUUGUCAACAGUACGCUCACCUGAGAAUUGUAAUUUAUCUGGUAGUACAAUUACUACUAGUAUUUAUUAUAGAUAAUGUGUCAUUGUUUUUCAAUAACUCUGAAAUUUUCAUUAUUAUUAUUAUUAUUAUUAUUAUUAUUGAAUUUCCAAGUUUUCAAAGAGAUUUGUCUUGCAUAGGAAUUCUAGUCUAUAGAGUAAGAAGUUUAAGUAUGUAAUGUAGAACCAAACCUACAGGGUCAAACCUCAGUGUGUUUGUAGUUAUUUUAUUCAACAGUUAGCCUAAAUGAGGAGCUCAUUCUCACACUGGUCCAAUUUCCCAUUUCCGCUUGGCGUUCACCUGCCUGUGAUUUCUCCUGUAGCCAUGGUAGACUCGCGCUCGUCUCAUUCAGCCCAUCUCUACCUCCAUUCCCAGAUUGUCUGCCCUGAAGGCCCCUGACCUCAGUAUCUCAUUCUGUGAGCAAGGAGACGUUAUUCUGUAUGCAGAAUAUUUCUCACAGAAUCAUUUGCAUGCGCCUUCUGCUGCUCGUGUCAACAGAAAGCUAUGCAAAAUCAUGGGGCUAAAAUGAAAAUCCAUAAUUCAUGUUUUUUUUUUUGGGGGGGAUAGGAUUUGUAUAGCAAAAGUAUAUCAAAGAAAUGAAAUCGUUAUCUUUGCUGUGUCGAGGGGAAGAGGGUAAAAAAAAAUCAUUAGCAUACCAGAUGAUGAUUGUCUUGGCUUCAUUUACAAUUCAAAAUGAUGUGGCAAUGUGCUACUAUGGCUUGCAUGUUAAUCCAGGCCUUGCAUCCUGCUUGGCAUGAUGAAGUGCUUAGACAGGGGCAAGUGAAUUCCUUACUUGUUACACCCCCCAGGUUUCAUCUUGUGUUCAAACACACAUGACCACUAUAAAGAGUUGAUGCGCAAGCCUUCUUUCAAGUUACAUAACUGGCUGGCAUUGACUAUAUUGAUUGAGCUACCCAAGUGUUCCAUACAUUAUGCAUCCAGCACACCAAGGGUGUUUCCCUCAUUCCUCUGAACCUCUGAAAGUUGAAAGAAGAAAAAAAGGAUCAAAGGGCAAAAGUUUUUGUUUGACCUAGCCAGUUGUAUUUGGCAUUUUUUAUCUUCUUUUUUAAGCAACAAGGUGUUUGCUCCCCAUUCUCAUUCAUUUGUUUACGUGGGGCCCAUGACUCCUCGCAUGGACUGUGAAACCUCAAGCCUCAAUCAAGCCUUCACACUUUGUGUCCACGGAUGCUAAAUCAAAAACAACAGUGACUGAAUGCAUUCUUACAAAUUUGAACUUUGUACAUUGAACAUUGACGAAACAUUUGUGGGCUAUUUUGUCGUUUUCUUCUGGAAAAUGUCCCUUAUUCAUAUCGGCCUGGGAUGCUAAAGAAUAAGAAGGAUCCUGAUGCCAUUUCAAGAAAUUAUGAUUGUUCUGAAGGGAUCCCACUUGUGUGCCUUCCAUUUUGAACCUGAAUCACAGAGAUGGUACAUGGCAGUGUUGAGCUCAUUGUAAGGCUGUAAACCAUGUGUACCAUGGAGACCCUUGUGGCGUCAUGGUAACCCUGAAUUGGGUUCUUGUUUCAGUGUUGUCUUCUCUCAAUCUGGGAAGCAUCGCAAGCUAUGGUACUGUACUAGUCUGGCAUUCAACAUGUAAAAUGUAUACUGUAGUAUUGAAAACUGACAUGCUUUUGUAAAGAAUAUCUAUUUUUCUAAAUGCCUUGUGAAAACACUACAGGGAAAAAUACAAAAAUAGCCAAUUUCAGAUUUUUUUUUUUUUUUUAAGCCAAAGUAUCAAGGGGGAUGGUUCUCUUCAUUGCAUUGUAUAUGAGGGAAUGACUAGUUUUAGUAAUUUAAUUGAGCACAUUGAGCUGCAUGUUUUCGUGCCAAAGGAGGGAAUGAUUUGUGAGCUCAGUGUGACUGUCAACAUGGCUAAAGUCUUCUCGCCUACAGGAUCCAAAUGUUCUCAUCAACUAUAGCCAAUUCUGGCUUUAUGUUAAUGUUCGGCUCAGUACGUGUAUUAUAUUAUGAUUUUGCCAAUGUAUUUUUGGUAAUAAAGGUUAAGAUAAGA
Messenger RNA from Alosa sapidissima (American shad), 6351 nucleotides. RefSeq names its product zinc finger protein 507 (gene znf507). Gene Ontology annotation, cellular component: nucleus. NCBI's taxonomy places the organism in Eukaryota, Metazoa, Chordata, Actinopteri, Clupeiformes, Clupeidae. The record is from RefSeq and is a predicted model, not a curated record. Gene Ontology annotation, molecular function: DNA-binding transcription factor activity, RNA polymerase II-specific; RNA polymerase II transcription regulatory region sequence-specific DNA binding. The transcript is spliced from 7 exons. The coding region runs from base 133 to 3333 and encodes 1066 amino acids. Gene Ontology annotation, biological process: regulation of transcription by RNA polymerase II.